CGGCUCGGGGGACCGGGGCCUUUUGUUUGGAGCGGCUGCGGGGGGCGGCCCCGGAGCGGCGAGGCCGGCGGCCUUCCCCAGCUCGCUCGGUCCCGGCACACCCUCGCGGGGGUGGGGAGGCCGCCCCCUGGGCCGGGCCUCGCCUCAGGCGCCGCCGCCCCGCCCUAGGCCCGCCCCGCCCGGCCUGAGGGGAGGAACCGGCUGGGCCUUCCCGCGCGGCCCAGGCACCUCCGGAGUCGCAGCCACUACCUUGCGUGGUCCGGACCCGCAGCUGCCCCUGGUUCCUUCCGCAGACGCCAUGAAGAUCAAGGAUGCCAAGAAACCCUCUUUCCCAUGGUUUGGCAUGGACAUUGGGGGGACUCUAGUAAAGCUCUCAUAUUUUGAACCUAUUGAUAUCACAGCAGAGGAAGAACAAGAAGAAGUUGAGAGCUUAAAAAGUAUCCGGAAAUAUUUGACUUCUAAUGUAGCAUAUGGAUCCACUGGUAUUCGGGAUGUACACCUUGAACUGAAGGAUUUAACACUUUUUGGGCGAAGAGGGAACUUGCACUUUAUCAGAUUUCCAACCCACGACCUGCCUACUUUUAUUCAAAUGGGAAGAGAUAAAAACUUCUCAACAUUACACACGGUGCUAUGUGCUACAGGAGGUGGUGCUUACAAGUUUGAAGAAGAUUUUCGCACGAUUGGAAACCUCCACCUGCACAAACUGGAUGAACUUGACUGCCUUGUAAAGGGCUUGCUGUAUAUAGAUUCUGUCAGUUUCAAUGGACAAGCAGAGUGCUAUUAUUUUGCUAAUGCCUCAGAACCUGAGCGAUGCCAAAAGAUGCCUUUUAACCUGGAUGAUCCCUAUCCACUGCUGAUAGUGAACAUUGGUUCAGGAGUCAGUAUUUUAGCAGUCCAUUCCAAAGACAACUAUAAACGAGUAACCGGGACAAGCCUUGGAGGGGGUACCUUUCUGGGUUUAUGCUGUUUAUUGACUGGCUGUGAAAGUUUUGAAGAGGCUCUUGAAAUGGCAUCCAAGGGUGACAGCACCCAAGCUGACAAGCUGGUCCGUGAUAUUUACGGAGGAGAUUAUGAAAGAUUUGGUCUGCCAGGUUGGGCUGUAGCAUCUAGUUUUGGGAAUAUGAUUUAUAAGGAGAAACGAGAAUCUGUUAGUAAAGAAGAUCUAGCAAGAGCUACUUUAGUUACUAUCACCAAUAACAUUGGUUCUGUGGCACGAAUGUGUGCUGUUAAUGAGAAAAUAAACCGAGUUGUCUUUGUUGGGAACUUUUUACGUGUCAAUACUCUCUCAAUGAAACUUUUGGCAUAUGCACUGGAUUAUUGGUCAAAAGGUCAACUGAAAGCAUUGUUUCUAGAGCAUGAGGUCCUAAGAAAUCUUGGCCUACCCAACAUCUUGAAUAUUUUCUGCUGGUUUAUUCUAGGCAUUUUGUGUAGUUUUUAUAUUUAGAUCUAUGGAUCCAUGAGGUAAGAGUUGAAGGGGUGUGUCUUUGGGGGUCUUAAGCAUAUGGGUAUCUAGUUGUGUCAGCAUCGUGUGUCAAAAAGACUUGUUUUGUGAUUGUGUGAGUCCUGGGAUUGGAGGGAGAUAGCAAUUACAAAGCAUCAGGAGGAAAACUGUGGGAGUGACGGAUAUGUUCAUUAUUGUCAUUGUGAUGAUGGUUCCACAGGUGUGUACCUAUGUCAAAGCUCAUCAUAUUGUUUAUUUUAAAUUUGUGGUUUAUUGUACAUAGAUUAUACCCCAAUAAAGCCUU
This is a messenger RNA of Callorhinus ursinus (northern fur seal), 1745 nucleotides long. It is a transcript of the gene PANK3, whose product is annotated as pantothenate kinase 3. Lineage: Eukaryota; Metazoa; Chordata; Mammalia; Carnivora; Otariidae. Gene Ontology annotation, biological process: coenzyme A biosynthetic process. Gene Ontology annotation, cellular component: cytosol; nucleus. Gene Ontology annotation, molecular function: pantothenate kinase activity; ATP binding. The record is from RefSeq and is a predicted model, not a curated record.